GGAAAAAGGGAAAAGAGAAAACAGAAAAAGAAUUGCAUACCACUAUGUCUGAAUAUAGCCUCUACUAGUAGAUAAUUCCAUCUGAUUUGCACUUUUGCCUUUUUAUUUCCGUUUUUGGACACCUCCUUUAUCAUCCAGCUAACUGGGAUAGACAAAGCACUGUUGGUGCCCUGAGCGACAGAACUCUGGUAGGGGGCUGGCUGUAAAUUGACGUGGCAUGGAAAUUCUCCGCUAAGUUGUAGCAGCUUGCAUGUUUCUCCUAAGAUCAAGCCCAGCCUCCCGGAGCUGUAGCUUAAUCAUCAUGGGUUCAACGACUUUACAGAAAAAUGGAUAGAAAAAGUCUUCAGCUCCUUUCUUUGGACUCAAAUGUUUUCUUUUUGAGUAUCUAUGGUUUAGCUGAAAAAAUCAAAGUAGUUAAGUCUGUAACUUUCUUUUUGCAGCUUAAACAACAGAAUUUGCUGGUCUCCCUCCCCUAUCCUGCAAUUUAAUUCCUUACAGAUUUUGCCAUGGGGUGCGGACUUAGAAAGCUAGAAGACCCUGAUGAUAGCAGUCCUGGAAAAAUAUUUUCUACCCUGAAGAGACCGCAAGUGGAAACAAAGACAGAAUUUGCUUACGAAUAUGUAUUGCUGGAUUUUACUUUACAAGCUUCGCCAAACCCAGAAGUAAUCAAGAUAAAUUCAAUUCUGGAUAUAGUAACAAAAGUGGAAGACUACUAUCUUAAAGGAUAUAUUGUUGGGGCUAUUCAUCCUGUUAUACAACCUGUUGGGCAGCAAAAACACCUGCCUGCAAGUUACCUAUACAGGGUGGUGCUGUCGCGCUUGAAAUUAAGCACGAAGCAUUCGACAGCACCCAGUGGACAAAGACGCCCAAGGCUUGUGAUUGAGGAAUGUCCUCUAACUUUUGAGACACAAACAAAUGACGUAGCAAAAGAACUGAUAGAAAAGAUUAAUGGAGGUGCUAAAAGAGGAAUGAAAUUUGUUGGAUUCAUAUCACAGCACUGUCCACCACUUAAAUUCUGCAAUGGAACCAACCAUGAUGGAGAUACAGAAUCAGCACUACAUGUGAGACACAGUUCAGAGGAAAACUGUAAAAUUUGGAAUGAAGGAACAUUAAGUGGGCAAUCAUCUGAAAGUGGAAUUGAGGAAGAACUACAUCAUGAAAGCGGACAGUGUCAAAUGGAACGAGAUGGCAGCCCCAGUUUCUCUAAAUCAAGAAAGGGAGAAGAUAACAAGUUGUAUACAGUCUUCAAUGAUUUUGAGGAUGAAUCAACCUGCUGGACCUAUCAGGAAGGCAUCCUGUCAAUGAAAGUAACAAGAAAAGGCUCUGUCAUUAGUACACUUGAUGCCGAUUGGCUGGAGUUAACUACAUUUUAUUAUAAACAAGGCUUGUCUUUAAUCGAUUCUUUUGUAUGCUGGGAAACAUCUAAAGGGGACCAUUUGCCAAAAUCUUUGGAAGGAUUCUUUAUCUAUGAAGAAGAAGGCUCUGGAGUUCCAGGAUUCAGCAGGAAAGGAAAUGAUGCCAUCGUAGUAGAACAAUGGACAGUUAUUGAGGGCUGUGAAAUCAAAACAGAUUAUGGCCCUCUGCUGCACACUCUGGCUGAGUUUGGAUGGCUCCUGACAAGCGUGUUGCCUACACCUAUACUGAGACAUGACAGUGAAGGGAAUUUGGCUACAAAGCAGGUUGUGUUCCUUCAGAGACCAGUUAUGUGGAAUUCAGCCGCUCAAACACCGGAAAGGAAAGGCAGCCGGCACGUGAAAGGUGAAGACAGGAGCAAGGUCACGAGCAGGAGCACCGGACUGGACACGGCCCUGUCGCAGCCUGCAGAGGGCAGGAGCCCGCCCGAGGCGCGCCCCCUCGGCCCUGCUAGAGAGUGCGGGGUGAAGGGGAAGAGGCCGGCCCGGCACAGCAGCUUCUCCGGGCUCAGCAGCGGUGACAGCGUCCUGCGGGAAACAGAUGAUGGACAGUUUGACCAGGAAGAUGGAGUAACUCAGGUCACUUGUAUGUGAGCAAAGAAGGAAAGGAACAGAGGCCUUGUAAAUAAUUAUUAAAAUAAUUGCCAAGUUACUUUAUUGUAUUGCUUUAUCUGCAUUUAUGUAAUACUUUGAAUUUUUCCAGACUCAGGCUUUCCUCUAAUCUACGUAAACUUUGGCUCAACCUUCCAGGCAAGGAAGAAUAACCAACAUUACAGUUUUCUCAACUAAAACAUCUGUUUAAACAGAUGUCUUAUGAGGUUAUUAACCGAUAAUGUACUUCAGUGUCUCAUGAAUGCGCAAGGUAUACUUUUCUUACAAUUCCUGGUAAGACAACUAAAUAUCUCAACCAGUAUUUUCACUUCAUUAGAAAAUUGUCAGGAAGUUAGAGCCUUACUUAAGCUGAAAAUUCUCCCUCUCUCUCUCUCUCUUUCACACACACACACACACACACA
Molecule: messenger RNA, 2425 nt
Organism: Balaenoptera acutorostrata (minke whale)
Lineage: Eukaryota; Metazoa; Chordata; Mammalia; Artiodactyla; Balaenopteridae
Gene: RFTN2
Product: raftlin family member 2
Exons: 9
Coding region: 507-2006 (499 amino acids)
Source: RefSeq, a predicted model, not a curated record